This is a messenger RNA of Diachasmimorpha longicaudata, 630 nucleotides long. RefSeq lists its product as uncharacterized. Bases 45 to 413 code for a protein of 122 amino acids. NCBI's taxonomy places the organism in Eukaryota, Metazoa, Arthropoda, Insecta, Hymenoptera, Braconidae. The record is from RefSeq and is a predicted model, not a curated record. The transcript is spliced from 4 exons.
CGAACGGAUAUAUAUGGGGGAAAAAUUGUUAAGAGAUCUGCAGUAUGAAGGUGAUUCUGAAGAUGGAAUAUUCGUGGAUUGUUGUUAGUCUGAUGAUGUGUCUGGUGGUGACUACGAGUGGCUGUUACCUCCAUGAAAAACAGGACGACGUAGAUCAGAUACACGUGAUUCAUUUGCCAGCGUCAGAAGAAGACAAUUUGUCGGACAGCGAAGAAGAAAUCAUCGAAAUUCACAUUCCAUCAGACGGAGACAGAAAAAAACGUGAAAUUGAUGGUUCGUCUUCCAAGACGAAGAAGAACUGCAAGACAGAUGCAGACUGCCCCGAGGGCUGGAAUUGCGGUGAAAUAUUGAUCUGUCAUUCAACGACAACUUCGGAAAAUGGACUAGUUCAAGCGUCCGGAGACAUUAAUUAGACUGAAAAUGUCCUCGAAGAUGUCCCCCACACAAUUCACUCCUUAAUUAUCUUCAACGUUCGAUGUAUCGAUUUAUAGCUCACAUUGAAUCGCUCUGACGUACCAUGAAUACGACAAUAUCCACUUAAUUAUCAAUCAAUUGAAUAUUGAAUAAUAUAUUCAUCGCAAUUAUCCUAAUUAAAUUAAUUAUUGUACUAAAUAAACGCGCUAAAACGUU